GAAUACAUGCUGCAGACUACAGUAGGUUUAUUUAUGGCCUGCGUGUGGCCUCACGUUUCUUCCGCUGUGCAAAAGGAAUGCUAUGAAUAAUACUAUUAUCGUCUCUUUUUGGAUUGAAAGUACAGGAAAUACUUUUUACUUUCUAUCAUUAUUGAACGUAAAGCUUGUGCGUUUAUUACGUCUUGUCCUGUGGCUCCUGUACAUAUAUCAUCUGUCCGCUGUUGAAUACCCUUUCUUACUGGUGCAAUCUACUGUUCCAUUUCUGCCUCAAGUCAGCACGAGUCAAAUCAAUCCCACGUGCUCGGCCGCAAUGAGAACUUGUCACGAUGGCGCCAGCACCUGCCCUUGUUCAGUUCUGGCAGACAGAUCUCACGCGCAAGACGUUCUUAGACUGCCUCGAAAAGGACGUCUUACGGUCACUACGCCUGGUGUGUCAUGACUUUGCUAUCCAGGCGUCUCCGUUCCUCUUUGCAGAUAUCGAAGUCCAGUUCCGGAGCAGCACGCUCACCCGGCCAUCGAGAGUGGCUGCGCUCGAACGGAUCGGACAUCAUGUCAAAUCCCUGACGUUUAAGAUCCCACAUUCCCAGGAGACUUUCCUGCCACCGCUGCUGGACCCAGUCACUGGCGCGGAGCAGACUUACGUCUAUGAACCACAAGUCCAUCCCCCGCGCACAGGGAUAGCUCGACUGAGCGUACCCAAAUAUGGCAGCUGGGAGAUGACAGACAUGCUCGUGAAGCAGUAUCCCCCACUGUUCCAUGCGGCUACGAACAUCCCUUCGUUUAUCCAUGCGUUUACCGUCAUGUACAAUCUAGAAGAACUCAAGAUUACCUGCGAGGGACAAGCCCCUGCCCACCGCUACCGUCGGAGUGUUGUGGACUACGCUUUGAUCUCUCUACGAGUAGCUGUCGAGCAGGCGCCGCUCAAGUCUCUCCAGACGUUAUCACUUCUACCCAUUCAUCCCGGCGCACUCUUAUAUCUCCGUCCUAACAUGGGGUUUGGUGCGUCGCCUGCCUCUCGCAAGCGCUGGUCGCAGAUCCGAAGGCUCGUCAUACAUAUGGAUAGCUUUCCCUACGCGAAGGGUCAGCCGAUGGAUCAUUUGAAAUUGCUGCACUCCUAUAUACAGAGUUUCCCUAACGUGAAGCGAUUCUCCUUCCGUUGGAUUGGCGCAAAGGGGCCUUGUCCGCUUUCUCUGGCUACAGAGCCCUGUCUCGCGGCUUCUACCAAAGCAACAUCAUCUCAAGCCUGCCCUAAGAGAUGCACGUAUCCCUUGAAGCCGCUAAUAUUGCACAAUCUACAGUACAUGGAACUAGAGAAUGCCAUCCUAGAUGCCUCGCAGAUCUCGUCAUUUAUCAUUGAUCACCGACGCACUAUCCGCGAAUUCGACUUUGAAGACGUCCUCCUCCGAGGUGGCACCUGGGACGACGCGCUAGCACCACUGACACGCAUCUCCGGCAAUGAUUCCUGGAAAGAAACUCAAGAAGAGACAAUGGAAGUUCCUAUCAUACUGAGUCCUACCGACGUAGACCAGAAGCAAAUACGGCGUGUUAUCCGAGAGGAACAGAGACGCAAGGAGCGUCUUCACAGUCUACGUGCGAAUGUUAGCAACAUGGCGCGAGCGCGACCCAAGAAGCGGGACUUGAUCUGGGGUGGUUCGGAUCAGUUGAAGCGGUUCUUGCGGUCGUCGAUGCUUAGCUGGCGGCAUCCUCGGCCCAUUGGGGAUUUUGAGACUUUCCCUAGGCUUGUUUAUCCGGUCAGGUUUUAGUGAGCGAAGGAGGGAAAAAGAAAUGAAGUAAAAUAAAAAGAAGAAGAAUGUAGUCCUGUCUCUUUACCCUUUCUUUCCUUGAUCAAGGCGACGUGUAUGGAACUAAUAUAUGCAUCGUGCAAAGUAAAUACAAAACAUAUUCUGAUUUCUGCGUACUAGUAAAAGCCACGGGCCUUGAUUCAGUAGCGUCCAGCUAGGCACAGGCAUUCGCCUGUUGUCCCUGGUGACCUCCACGGGGUAUAAGGACGUGCUAAGCUAUGGAUUUAUGUAGAUAAAGUGCAACCUUAAGAAACAUUUGGGACCAAAAAGGAAAGAGAUUUGCAAAGUGAAAUAAUCAUUUUCAGAGUCCUACAAGAAAUAAUUCUAGUUAAGAAGUUGAAGUAUACAAUAUGUGGCUGCCAAUGCGGGCGGCCAUUCUAAUUGUUAAAAGGUUUAGUUAUCUCAUCGGCGUCGG
Molecule: messenger RNA, 2217 nt
Organism: Paecilomyces variotii
Lineage: Eukaryota; Fungi; Ascomycota; Eurotiomycetes; Eurotiales; Thermoascaceae
Exons: 1
Coding region: 327-1763 (478 amino acids)
Source: RefSeq, a predicted model, not a curated record